Molecule: messenger RNA, 573 nt
Organism: Phytophthora sojae
Lineage: Eukaryota; Oomycota; Peronosporomycetes; Peronosporales; Peronosporaceae
Exons: 1
Coding region: 1-573 (190 amino acids)
Source: RefSeq, a predicted model, not a curated record
AUGGACUCGGACCACGCCAUGGAGGACGCGCCCGCGCACUUCGCGCAGCAGAUCUCGGCCGCCGAGUACGAGCGCCAGGCCGUGGAGUUCACGACGCAGGAGGUGGAGCGCCUGAACGCGGCCGUGCGCGCGCAGCCGGAGCUCGGCGCGCGCUCCGAGUUCUUCCAGGAUGAGGAGAACGUGGCCAAGGGGCUGCCGGUCUUCCAGGGCAAGCACACGCGCUUCGUGUACGACGACGAGGACGACGAGAUUGUGGCGGCCGUGGACGUGACGCAGGCGGCGCUCAACAGCGGCCCCGUGGUGCGCACCGUCGCGCAGCUGGACGCCGACCUGGAGGACGACGACGAAGAGGAGGGAGAAGAGUACGAGGAGGGUGAAGAUGGAGAGGAAUAUUACGAAGAGGAGGAGCACGACGAGGCCGUGCAGAACCACUUCUACACUGCGCCCGACGAGGGCCACGUGGCCAUGGACGACGCGCACGUGAACGCGCUGAUGGAGGACGUGGAGAUGGAGAUGGCGGCCGUCGCCAUCGACGAGGAUAAGCUGCUGGCCGCGGCGGCCCAGCGGCAGUGA